Messenger RNA from Thunnus maccoyii (southern bluefin tuna), 4334 nucleotides. It is a transcript of the gene dnajc11b, whose product is annotated as dnaJ homolog subfamily C member 11. The coding region runs from base 142 to 1824 and encodes 560 amino acids. The transcript has 16 exons. Gene Ontology annotation, biological process: cristae formation. NCBI's taxonomy places the organism in Eukaryota, Metazoa, Chordata, Actinopteri, Scombriformes, Scombridae. The record is from RefSeq and is a predicted model, not a curated record.
UUUGUCGUUUUAGAGGCGUCAAAUCUGUUUCUUCGCGCUGAGCUCAAACUCAAAGACGACCAACAGAGGGCAGCAGAUCAACUUCCGCUCCUCCGUUUGUCUGACCAAUGAGCUUCCGCAGUACAGGACCAAACGCAAAACAUGGCCGCGUCCAUAGAAGAUGAUUUUGAGUCUAAUAACCAGGACUACUACUCUCUACUCAACGUCAGGAAAGAGGCUACUCUAGAUGAGCUAAAAGCGUCAUAUCGGAGGCUGUGUAUGCUCUAUCACCCUGACAAACAUCGAGACCCUGAGCUGAAAAGACAAGCUGAACAGCUUUUCAACCAAGUGCACCAGGCGUAUGAAGUGUUGAGUGAUGCUCACUCUAGAGCCAUCUAUGACAUCUUUGGAAAGAAAGGGCUGGAAGUGGAAGGAUGGGAGGUGGUGGAAAGAAAAAGAACGCCAGCAGAAAUUCGAGAGGAAUAUGAAAGGCUGCAGCGAGAAAGAGAAGAGAGGAGACUGCAGCAAAGAACUAACCCCAAGGGCACCAUCAGUGUAGGUGUGGAUGCGACAGACCUGUUUGACCGCUAUGAUGAGGACUUUGAGGAGAUGCCAGGAGGAGGCUUUCCUCAUAUCGAAAUCAACAAGAUGCACAUUUCCCAGUCCAUAGAGGCUCCUUUAACAAACUCUGACACAGCAGUGCUGUCUGGCUCACUCUCUACACACAACGGGAACGGAGGGGGCAACAUUAACAUGACCGUUCGCAGGGUGACGUCAGCCAAAGGCUGGGGAGAGGUGGAGUUGGGGGCAGGAGACAUACUGGGACCUCUCGUUGGGUUGAAGGUGUUUCGCAAUCUCACUCCCCGGUGUUUCUUGACAGCCCAGUGCGGUUUGCAGUUUUCUCCUCGUGGUUUACGCCCAAGCUGCUCUUUGAUGACAGCGCGCCACUUGGACCAGAACACUAUGGGUUAUCUUCAGUGGCGCUGGGGGCCCAACAGCGCCAUGACCACCAGCGUGGUGCGGGACACAAAGCGCACCCACUUCACUCUAGCUCUGCAGCUGGGUGUGCCUCACUCCUACCUAAUGAUGAGCUACCAGUUCAAGUUCCAAGAUGAGGACCAGACCAAAGUUAAAGGCUCUGUCAAGACAGGCUGGUUUGGCACUGUGGUGGAAUAUGGAGCAGAGCGGAAGAUCAGCCGACACAGUGUCCUGUCAGCCACUGUCAGCAUCGGCGUCCCUCAGGGAGUCACACUGAAGAUCAAGUUGGCACGUGCCAGUCAGACGUACCUGUUUCCAGUCCACCUGACAGACCAGCUGCUCCCCAGUGCUGUCUUCUAUGCCACCGUGGGACCCCUGCUGGUCUACCUGGCCAUCCACAGACUGGUCAUCAUCCCAUAUACACAACAACAGAAAGAACAAGAUCUAGAGCUGCAGAGGAAGAGCUCAGCCACAGACAUCGCCAAGAAGAAGCAGGAGGCAGAGUCUGCUGUUGUGCUGAUGCAGGAGUCUGUGAGGAGAAUCAUAGAAGCAGAAGAAUCCAAGAUGGGUCUGAUCAUCCUGAAUGCCUGGUAUGGAAAGUUUGUGUCAGACACCAGCCAGAAGCAGGAGAAAGCCAAGGUCAUUGAUGUCACUGUGCCUCUACAGUGCCUGGUCAAGGACUCCAAACUCAUCCUCACUGAGGCUUCUAAGGCGGGGUUGCCGGGCUUUUAUGACCCCUGUGUAGGAGAGGAGAAGAGUCUAAAACUACUGUACCAGUUCAGAGGUGUCAUGCACCAAGUCAUCUCUGCAGACACUGAGGCGCUACGGAUACCCAAGCAAUCUCACAGAAUUGAGUCCGAGUCCUAGGAGCCCACCACUGUUGGAGCACCAGAGGGCAAGUGAAGACACAAACAGACUUUCUGCAAACAGAAGAACCCAAGAAUAGAGGGGACACAUCAAAAAUAAGUCUGUUGCUGUCCUCUGGUCCUCCUCUGUCAUGGUAUUAGUGAAUCUGUUCCUCCACUCCUCCCUCUCCUGUGGACCAUCUCCCAGGUUAAGUAGAAUACAGGAGUCAGCUCUGAGUUUCUACAAGGUGUUAUUUGUGUCUCUUGUCUGCUACACCUGACAGAGCUGCUCAAAUAUAUGCCUGCUGCAGUACAUCAGACAUUGGUCCUGAACAUAGUUUUAUAUAUGCACUACACAGAGGGACUGAUAGUCCCAUCAAUGAUGAGCUAAAAGUGCACAGAUAGAUUAAAACCUGUGUCUUGACAUUGACAAGCGUGCAGCCGUGUAAACAAAUGAGCUGUGCUGUAAUUUUGCCCCAUAUCAUUGUAGUCUUUGUCCUUUCUGUGCAUCACCCUUGUAGUUUUGAAUCUUUUGAAUGAAUAAUGUUAUAAUAUACCAGUCAUUUCACUAACUCAUGCAAACAUUUAAGGAAAACUAUGCAGGAUCAAGUCUCGUAUCCCUGAGGCUGGCCAGGACUGAGGACUGAUUGUGUAACUCAUGUUUUUGUUUACUUGUAAAAAAAAUGUCUCAUCCUAAUUUAUUAUGCCUUUAGUGACAUGUCUGCUGCUCAUGGGGGUGCAAAGUCAGGCGGUGCAAAAAAUGGUGCUCAAAACCUGUGAGUGUUUGGAUGUGGGAGUGUGGGGAAGGAUAGCACAGGGAGGGAAAGCGAUAGAGUUGUGCUCUAUGGUAGUGAUGGUAGUGAUCCAACCACAGAGAGAAAUGGCAAAAAGGUUCAUUCAGAAUUUAUAUCAUCAUCUCAGGCUGCAUUGCAAUAUAAAAGCAGAACUUCCAUUUAAGAUUUGGUUUACGACAGUCUUUACUGAUGAAAUUGCAGCCAAAACAGAAUUCUUGACAAUGAUUUUUAAUACAGUGAGUUAUAGCUUGUAGCAGGCACAGAGCCAGUGAAUAACUACUCGUGUGGAUUAGUAAUCAUUUUUCAAAAUUUGAGAUAUGAAUGAAGACUUUCAGUAGAGGGUGUAGGUCAAUUCUUUCCCUCACGUAGUUUAUGUUUGCUGCUGGAGCAGUAUGGGGCUAAAACAGUGACAGUUAAAUUUUUGCAUUGAAAAAAGGUCUGAGUCUAGACCUUUGAAUCCACCCACUCCACCAAGUGAUUCGUCUAGCAUCGUGACAUGAAACAGCGGCUUCUCGGUUGAAAAAGCAAUCGAUCCAGUGAGCGCUGCAGGUGGACUAAUGAUUAGUCAGUCAGCAGUAUGGGCGGGACUAACGCUGUUGUCAAGCCUUGUCAAGCUGUGUGAUGGAACCAAGGAGGAGUAAAACUAGGCAGUGCUGAUCAAAUGUGAAUCAAGAUUCUGUUACAGCAUUGCCUAUUUCUCACCUCAAAUGUUUUCAGAAACAUAUUUUAGUGUAUAUGAGAAAGUUUGUGACUUGCCCACCGUGUCGAAAACGGACGACCCAAAACCAAACACCGCCCAUCUCGCAGUACGUCACCCACCACAUCACCACCAGCUGGAGCGUUUAGUGGUGAUUGAAAUGAAUCCCCCUCCCCCUGUGGGAUUCAAUCGGUUAGAGUGGAGGCAAUGUAAGACUGAAGAUGGACAAUUCUGUCUCAUAUCAGGCAAAAUUCCUUUUGCAAGAUAGAUAUUGAUCUCAUUGAUGAAAUCUAACAAUUGUAGUCGUGGGAACAUGAUUUCAGUUGGGGGGUUGCUGAUUAUUCACCAGACACGCCAACAGGAUCGGUCAGGAUCUAAUGUUAAUUCAUGUUCUGUGUUCUUCUACACAUCCAAAAGGUCAGCUGUUAAACACACAGUGCAGAUUCAUACAAUGAAAUCUUUUGGAGCAAAGUCGUCCUUCUGUUAAAUUCUGAGCUCCAUCAGAGCUGUCUAAAAAGUUUUAUUUCAGAAGCUAAAAGUUUAAUUCUGUUUCCCCUGGAGAAACACUCAUACAUCAAUACAACACACAAUAAAGAAAUCAUCUUAAAAGCUUGCGCUGCUCGACAUAAUUUGAAAAGCAAUAUAGCCUAUAGGGACCGGUAGAGGUGGAGUGUAAUGUCCACUGAAAGCGGCCGCGUCGCGUUCAGUCUCUGUGAAACUGCCAGAGACAAUUCUAACCGCCAUGUGUCAGCUGGGUCCAUGAGCCACGCGUCUCACGCCUGUUUCUUUUCCCCACUCCGCUCUCUACGUGCAGGGUCUAUUUUUGCCAGACCAGCUCGCACACGACAGAAAGAAAUAAAUUAGCCCAUUGCAACAACGCAAAUGGGCCUAUAGGUUGCCAGCCACCUGGAGGCAGGGGUGCUGCACCUUGGGGUGGGGGGUGCACCUCCAGCACCCCCUGCUUCCCACAGCCAUGAUUGUAGCUGCCACAUUAGUUUGUCUGCAUGUAAAGUGAAGCUUCAUGUUUUUACUGGACAGAAC